CUCUCGCUUUGCGGACUUCAAGCCCAGAAGCUGGUCGUUGAUCAAUAUCACGCAGUCGUCCAAAGCAAAACCCCGGGAGAGACUAUCCUCUUCCUCCUCAUCAAUCAGAAAAACAAUCCCUUGUUGCAUAGAUUCCCCUGAUAUAUCAUAUCUUAUUUCCCAUCCCACUCACUCCUCUCCUUCGCCUCCAAGUCAAAACGACACUGCCAACGAUGUCCGGUACCAACACCACCAAUGUCCCGACGUCUCUUCCCGCACGACCCAAGCGGAAACUCCUGCUCAUCAACGGCCCCAACCUCAACCUGCUCGGCACGCGGGAGCCGCACAUCUACGGCUCGACGACGCUAAGCGACGUGGUCACCUCGAUCGUGGCGCGGGGCCAGAGGCUCGAGAUCGAGGUGGUGGCCUUCCAGUCGAACCACGAGGGGCAGAUCGUCGACUUUAUCCAGUCGCAUUUCACCCCGCCACCAGUCCCAACAUCAGCAUCGACACAGUCCACGCUCCCUAGUGCUACCACUACCACCACCACCCCCCGACGCACGAGGACAGGCGUGAUCAUCAACCCCGCGGCCUUCACGCACACCAGCGUCGCCAUCCGCGACGCCCUGCUGGCCACCGCGCUGCCCUUCGUCGAGGUGCACGUCUCCAACAUCCACGCCCGCGAGCCCUGGCGCACCCACUCGUACUUCUCGGACCAGGCCGUCGGCGUGCUCCUCGGCCUCGGCGUCUACGGGUACACCGCCGCCCUGGAGUUCUGGGCCCAGCGCUGGGACAAGGAGGACGCGGACGAAGGGUUCGAGACCACGGGGGAGGUGGAGGGGGAGGUACGUGCGGUUGAGGGAGGAGAGGGAGGCGAGCGCGAAGAUAGGGUACAGGAAAAGGGUUGGACGGUGGCAUUGACAAGUGUCUAG
Messenger RNA from Cladophialophora immunda, 911 nucleotides. RefSeq lists its product as uncharacterized. Bases 213 to 911 code for a protein of 232 amino acids. The transcript has a single exon. Gene Ontology annotation, biological process: quinate catabolic process. Lineage: Eukaryota; Fungi; Ascomycota; Eurotiomycetes; Chaetothyriales; Herpotrichiellaceae. The record is from RefSeq and is a predicted model, not a curated record. Gene Ontology annotation, molecular function: 3-dehydroquinate dehydratase activity.